This is a messenger RNA of Acanthopagrus latus (yellowfin seabream), 2481 nucleotides long. RefSeq names its product paired related homeobox 1b (gene prrx1b). Gene Ontology annotation, molecular function: DNA binding; DNA-binding transcription factor activity, RNA polymerase II-specific. The transcript has 5 exons. The coding region runs from base 921 to 1724 and encodes 267 amino acids. The record is from RefSeq and is a predicted model, not a curated record. Gene Ontology annotation, biological process: regulation of DNA-templated transcription. NCBI's taxonomy places the organism in Eukaryota, Metazoa, Chordata, Actinopteri, Spariformes, Sparidae.
UCUCAUCCAACCAAAGACUAAACUGUAAGAUGAUGAUGUUCCCGUCUGACAGUGACAUGUGGACCAGAACUUCUUCUCUAUAUGUCGGUUCUGUGAGAGACGUCACUCCGCUGCUGUGGGCACAUCUGUGGACAGACUGACUGGCACGGGUUAUGGUUGGGUUUAAUUGGUGGCAGACCGCAGGACAGUCAGAGUGGCUUUAUCAACACACACACAAUCAGCGAUAACACACACAAACACACACACACACACACUCAUUAGGCCGAGGCAGGGUGUCGAUGGUGCUGAUGGUGUAAUUUCUGCAGAAGGGGGGGCAGCUCGUGGUGGGGGCCGGUGAAACGUCAGAGAACAUAAAGGCACUGCCACGUAAUUAGAGAGAGAGAGAGAGAGAGAGAGAGAGAGAGAGAGAGAGAGAGAGAGAGACUCGUCCUGCCUCCUCGCGCCUAGCUGCCGCUGAGCAAGCUUUGCGCACACACGGAGCUUUGCGCAUCUGGUCGUCAUCAGCAGCGGCAGCAGCAGCAGCAGCAGCUCUUCCUGCUCAGAUGUGACUCGACCAGAGAGGGACGAGAGAAGAGAAGCGUCUCCUCAGAGGACUUUCUCUGUUCGACCUCUCGGUGUGAAGAAGUUGUCGGGCUGCGGGACGAGCUGAGGUCACUCCCGUCCGUCCGGAUGGAUUGUCUGUAGGAGUUUAACUUUGCUGAAGAGUUUUUGAACCCUCCGCGGCUUCAUCUUGGAUGUGAACAGACCCGCUCUCUGCGCGGAAGAACCGGAUCUGCCUCCGGCUGGUUUCUGGAGCCUGUGCGCUCUGCUGCACGCACGGAUCUUUUUGGCUCGCUUCUUCUUCUUCUCCUUCUCCUUCUUCUUUUUUCUUCUUCUUCUCAGCGCCGCUCCACUGUUUUCCGCUGUUCCCCACUUGCGUCAUGACUUCUAGCUAUGCACAUGUAAUGGACAGGCAAGCCUCGAUAUCAAACCGCCUGGAGAGUCCGAUCACGUCUAACCUGGACAACCUGCAAGCCAAGAAGAACUUCUCGGUCAGCCACCUGUUGGAUCUGGAAGAGGCCGGGGAAAUGGUCGGCAGCCAGGCGGACGAGAGCGUCGGGGAGGCGGGGAGGAGUAUGCUGGAGUCCCCGGGUCUGACCAGCGGGAGCGACACGACCCAGCAGGAGAACGAGCAGAUGAACACGGAGGAGAAGAAGAAGAGGAAGCAGCGCAGGAACCGGACCACCUUCAACAGCAGCCAGCUGCAGGCUCUGGAGAGAGUGUUCGAGAGGACGCACUACCCCGACGCCUUCGUCAGGGAGGACCUGGCCCGCCGGGUCAACCUCACCGAGGCCAGAGUCCAGGUUUGGUUUCAGAACAGGAGAGCGAAGUUUCGCAGGAACGAGCGCGCCAUGCUGGCCAGCAAGAACGCCUCGCUGCUCAAGUCGUACUCGGGAGACGUGACGGCGGUGGAGCAGCCGAUCGUACCGCGGCCUGCACCGCGCCCAAACGACUACCUGUCCUGGGGCAGCGCCGCCCCCUACAGCUGGUACCCGAUGCCGGAGGGGGGGCCAGUGCGAGUGCCACAGAAAAUGCUGCCCUCAGAGAACAACGCCAUGGCCACCUACCCGCCCACCUGCUCCAACACCAACACGUCCCAGGGAAUGAACAUGGCCAACAGCAUCGCCAACCUGCGGCUCAAAGCCAAGGAGUACAGCUUGAACCAGGUGCCCACGGUCAACUGAGCGGAGGGGGAGAGGCUGGGGGAGGGAGGGGAGGCGCUCUGCCGUCGGACCCCUGCAGACGGGACACCGUCUCUGGGAUCAGAACCACCUCAUCACACCCACGGAGCCUCGGUCGCUUUUACACCCAUAUGCAAAAAUGUUGGACAGCGAGUGAUGCAGGAUUUUCCCCCCAAGCCACCUUUUUUUUUUUUAUUAUUAUUUUUAUUUUUAAUUCCUCCUGAGCAUCACUGAACUCUUGUUUGUACAAAAAAAAGACAUCUUUGCUGGAUGCUGUAGCCGAAUGUCUGCGUAGUUUUACAUGUGUGAUUGUGACUGAAGCGGAGGCCGAGUUUUUCAUUUUUGUUUUUUCAAUCAGCGAGCUCGUUCUCCACGGAGACGCGUGGACGGACUACGUGGACUCUUCCUCCCUUCAGCUGUGGGAUAAAAUUACACUCCAAGUUUGGGAUUUUUCUUUUCUUUUCUUUUCUUUUUUUUUUUUUUUUGAAUCAACAACAAACCGACACAGACUUCUGACAUUUAUACAUUUUUGUUUUUUAAAGAAAAGUUAGUUUUGUUUUUUCCACAUUUCUUUCCAUGUUAUACCACUGACCAGCAAACAUUUUCAACGCAUUUUGAUUCUCAUGUAAUAGUCCAAUAUAAAGGAGAGGCUAAUUGUAUUUCUGAAUCCAAAACCAGUAGAUUCUCUUAAUUUCCUAUGAUAUACUUUAUUUGUAACAGAAUGAAAACUUGUAUAUUAAUAAAAAUGCAUUUCAAGCAA